UUUGUUAGUGCAGAAAAAUGGCAGCCACCACUAUCCGGUUGUCAUACUACCUUUGCUGUUUGUUGCUGAUAGUGCAGGUGCACUCAGUCAACAGGGACAACUUUAAAACAUGUGACCAAAGUGGAUUUUGCAAGCGUCAUCGUAGCAUGCAACCAGGGAACAGCCCAUACAUAGUGUUAAUGGACUCUCUUAAAAUAUCCUCAUCUCAAAUCAGUGUUCAGUUGCUUAAUACCAAAACUAAUGUUAGGCUAGUUCUAGACUUGUAUGGAUUACAAGGAAAUACAGCAAGAGUGAAAAUUAAUGAGCUGGAGCCAUUAAAGCCUCGUUAUGAAAUACCUGUUGGGGACGUUCUUAUUGGUGAACCCAAGCAACAAGACCUGAAGGUUUUAGACAAAGGUGCUGGGAGUAUAACACUAGGGCUAGAAGAUAAUAAGAUCGUUGUUAGCUACUCUCCAUUCCGUAUCGACUUUGUCUCGGGAGAAGAGCCGGUAGUCAGCAUCAAUGCCCAGGGACUGCUCAAGUUUGAACACUUCAGGAAGAAGCCGGGCUGGGUCGACAAGCUGACUUCUGUAUUCUCAUGGUUUUCCGAACCUUUCAGAGAGGCUCAGCCCGAGGAACAAGCACCAGCAAAUCCUAUAGAGGGGGAGGAGAAAAAGGAGGAGGAAGGAGAGAAGAAGGAAGAAGAGAAGAAGCCAGACAAUGAGGAAGAGCCUGGAUUGUGGGAGGAAACCUAUAAAUCAUUUCAUGAUCCCAAGCCUAAUGGUCCAGCUUCUGUAGGAAUCGAUGUUUCAUUUCCGGGGUUUGAGAACGUGUAUGGCAUUCCAGAGCACGCUGAGAGUAUGGCACUAAAAACCACCAAAGACACGGAUCCUUACCGUCUGUUUAAUCUGGAUGUGUUUGAGUACGAGCUCUACAAUCCCAUGGCUCUCUACGGCUCGGUACCCGUCAUGUGGGCUCACAAUGAGAAGAGCACUGUUGGAAUUUAUUGGAACAAUGCUGCUGAGACUUGGAUAGACAUCAGAUCAACCACGGCAGACAAGAACUUCUUUUCCAAGAUUGCUGACCUCGUUAAGGGAAACACAGAGAUGGCUCAGAUGGACACACACUGGUUCUCAGAGAGCGGUGUGGUUGACAUCUUUGUCAUGCUUGGACCCCGCCCCAAGGACGUGUUCAAACAGUACGCAGCUCUGACAGGAUCCACUGAACUCCCGCCGCUUUUUGCAAUUGCAUAUCAUCAGUGUAGAUGGAAUUACAAUGACCAAGAUGAUGUCAAAAAUGUGGAUGCCAACAUGGAUUCAUUUGACAUCCCAUAUGAUGUCAUAUGGUUAGAUAUUGAACACACAAAUGGCAAAAGAUAUUUUACCUGGGAUGCACACAAGUUCCCUUCAUCUAAAGACAUGAUAAAUGGCGUGGCUGUGAAAGGCAGGAAAAUGGUCACCAUUGUGGACCCCCAUUUAAAGAGAGACGACAAUUAUAACGUGUACACAGACGCCAAGAACAGAGACAUGAUGGUUAAAGGAGGAGGCGGGGAAGAAUACGAGGGCUGGUGCUGGCCAGGUUCCUCAAGUUGGCCAGACUUUAUCAACCCUGAGGUCAGAAACUGGUGGGCCUCCAAGUUCCAGUACUCUGAGUACGGUGGUAGCACGCCAGAUCUUUACAUCUGGAACGACAUGAACGAGCCUUCCGUGUUCAACGGACCGGAAAUAACCUUCCACAAGGACGUACAACAUUAUGGAGGGACUGAAAACAGAGAUGUACACAACUUGUACGGAUUUUAUGUGCAAAAAGCUACAGCUGAGGGUAUUUUGAUGAGAUCCAACAACGAGCAGAGACCUUUCGUCUUGACCAGGGCCUUCUUUGCUGGUUCUCAAAGAUUUGGGGCGGUAUGGACCGGUGACAACAUGGGGGAAUGGUCUCACCUCAAAGUAAGCAACCCUAUGCUGCUGACCCUCAAUCUGGCAGGAAUCACUUUCUCGGGGGCCGAUGUCGGCGGCUUCUUCAGGAAUCCAGACCAUGAGCUUCAGACUCGCUGGUAUCAGGCUGGAUCUUUCCAACCUUUCUUUAGAGCACACGCCCACAUUGACACAAAGAGGCGUGAGCCCUUCCUCCUACCGGAGGAGAACAUGAAGAUUGUACGAGAAGCCAUCCGUAAGCGGUAUACUUACCUCCCCUUCUGGUACACUCUCUUCUACCAUGGAUUCCGCAGUGGUGAGACAGUGAUGAGUCCAUUGUGGGUGACAUACCCCGAGGAUAAGAGCACGUUUGAAAUGGACGAUGAGUAUUUGUUAGGAUCAUCUCUGUUGGUUAAACCAAUCACAGAGCAAGGAUCUGUAGGAACAAGUGUUUAUUUCCCGGGCAAGGAUGAAGUAUGGUACGACAUUGACACUUACCAGAGUUACGCUGGUUCACAGAACACCUACGUUAACGCCCCUCUAGAUAAGAUUCCAGUCUUUCAGCGGGGUGGAUCCAUUGUACCUCGUAAGAUGAGAGUGCGGAGGUCCUCUUCUCUUAUGGCUAGCGAUCCUUUCACUUUGAUCAUCUGUCUAGAUAAACAGGGUGAAGCCUCCGGAGACUUGUAUGCUGAUGAUUAUAAAUCAUUCGCUUAUAGAAGAGGAGAAUACAUUCACCGAACAUUUAGCUUCAAAAAUAAUAUAUUACAAAGCAGUAAUGCAGAUCCUAGUGGAAAAGGGUCUACUAAGGAAUGGGUAGAAAAACUAAUCAUAGUGGGUUAUCCUAAAGCUGCCACAAGUGUCCAUAUCACAGUUGAUGGCAAUUCACAGUCUCUACAUCACAGCUAUGAUAGUAACAGCCGAGUGUUGACCGUCAGAAAGCCCGAGGUCAACAUCGCCAAAGACUUCACCAUCACCAUUCAGUAAUCUUACUCCCUAUUGGUCCAUGCCACCAACUUAGAGCUAAUCAGGAAUUGUGUUACAUUCAAGCUCUUUAAAUUAGAUGUUUAAUUUUUCUACAGUAUUUCAUUUCAAAUGAAGAAGCAAAAACUAUUAUGCUUGGUGGGUGUUGAGUUUGUAUGAUAGUUUGAUUUUUUUCUAGGGUCACUGUGUGACUUUUGUUUGAAGAUGUACAAAAAUCAGGAGAAUUAUCACUUUCAAAAAUUGAGUUGUUAUGAUGUUAAUGGUACAUAUACGUUGACCAUAUUUCUUUUGAACAUAUUUCUCUCUCUCAUCCCUGCUCAUUAAACUUGAAGUUACUUAAUAAAAAUGAUAUUAAAUCUAUAGGGCUAAUGAACAUAUUGAUUUUACAAUGAAGUUCACUCAACUGCUUGCCAGUUUUUAGAACAGUGAACAUAAAGAAUAUACAUGUAUGGUAUAUUUAUUUUUGUAGAACAUUCCAUGUAUUUUACUGUAGAUUCUCAAUUAUUUAAAAGGAAUUAUUUUUUCUCAUAAAUUUGCAAGAAACCUCUCAUUUGAAAUUUUAAAUCUUGCUUAUACCUACUAAUAUGCGAGUGUAUUAUGGUACAUUAUCAGAGUAUUUGUAAAUUUCAGUCAUAUGGUUAGAAGCUGAGGUGCAAUUUUGCAAAAGAUAUUCUAAAUAAUGAUCUACAUGUAUUGUAAUAUUAAGGGUACAAUAUCUCUGUUAAAAUCCCAAUUGUAGUGUGUACAUCUUACACCUGGUCUCCGCCUCACCUGUUCUUUCUUCUUUUUAUCUCUUUUUUUCUGUGAUACUUUCUGAUUUAUAAUCAAAAGGACAUCUGUCAACAGCUUAAGGAUCCUUCAAAAAAUAGUCUCAUUUGUCUGUCCAAAAAUCACUGAACAAUCAAGGUUUAGUGAUUCUCACACAUUUUCUGGUAAAUACAUGUAUCUUUGUGAUAAGAUUUGUUGUUCAUUGUAUUUAAUCACUUGUAAGUCCCAUGCCAUGCCCUUAAUGUUGUGCACAAGACAUGAAAAGGUCAGUUUAAAAUUUCUUGUUAAGAUUGAUUUUUCGUGUUUAAAAUAGAAAGGAACUACUGUCCAAGCAAGUAAGUGUUGUAAACACCAAUAUUUUUUUACUAAAUAGGAAGAUGGAGAAGAUGCAUUUGUUAUAAAUGACCAGUAGGAUGCUUUCUGUGUUGCUGUGUUAGUGAUAUUGUUUACAAUCUGUGUGAGAGGUAGACAUGGCUUACUGUUUGUGCUGUACGUGUUAGCUCACACCAACUUCCGUGUUAUCUCAGGUCGGAGAAAAAUGGUUGGUUAAUUAAAAAAAAAUCUAAACAAAACGUAUAAAAGACACAUUGAAAAAAUAAAUAUGUACUUCUCAAUGAAAUCAGGUGUAUUCCAAUUGUGGGUUUUUGCAGUGGUGUUAAUAAUUUUGUACUAACCCUUUGGUAUCUUAUAUUGUUGUAAACUCAGUGCUUUACUGUUUCCCAUUGAAAAAAGUGCUAUUUGGAUUUGAUAUCCUUGUUGUAUAUCUAAGAAUGAUGUUAAUUCGAUCUUUGAAAUAUUCUAGAUACCUGUAUGUGUAAUUAUAUUUAUAUGAGAAAGUGAAGACGGCAUUAUACAUGUACAAUAAACAAUUAGUUCAGUGGAACAGUCAUGAUUUCAUGCCAUUAUUCUGCUUUUGUAAAUUCCAUAAACAUAUUUUCACAAGUUUGAAAGUAAAAAAGAGAAUGUGUAAUUGUUUUUUGCUGUUUCGAAAAUAUGGUUUGGUGCAUUUUACUUGCUGUUGUAUAUUUACUUUGUCUAAAUUACAUGAACUUGUUCGACAUGUACUUGUACUUGUGGGAAAUUGCAAUAUACAGUGUACUUUAUAAUGUCACAUUUAAAUGUUGGAGAUUUUCAAAAUAAGUUUUUGGAAGUAAAAUAACUGGUUAUGUUUAUUUAAAAGCAGACAAGCUACAUACAGCAUGUGGGCUACGUUUGUCGACCUUGGCUUAUUGUUGAUCGUUACACAUAAUUACGCAUCGAAAAAUUAGAUUGUGAUUGUUUGAUACAUGUAAAUGAAUGUCACAAAUGUUUUGUCUUUCGCUGUGAGAAUAUGGGGCUAUAUGGUCUGAUGAAUGUGCUACAAGUUGUCAUUUUGAUCAUUUAUACAUAUGAAUAUGCCAUUGUCCCUUUCCUUGAAACCGAAGAAAGAAUUUGCAAGUCCAAAUCUGAUUGAUCAUUGUUAAUAAAUUUUAGAAGGAAACCUU
Magallana angulata is the source of this 5125-nucleotide messenger RNA. RefSeq names its product neutral alpha-glucosidase AB-like. Gene Ontology annotation, biological process: N-glycan processing; carbohydrate metabolic process. Gene Ontology annotation, molecular function: alpha-glucosidase activity; carbohydrate binding. The transcript has 22 exons. Bases 18 to 2876 code for a protein of 952 amino acids. The record is from RefSeq and is a predicted model, not a curated record. NCBI's taxonomy places the organism in Eukaryota, Metazoa, Mollusca, Bivalvia, Ostreida, Ostreidae.